UUUUUUCCACCACAACGAAAAGAAGAAAAUAAUUAUUCAAUAACUUUUUCAAAAACUUUUUUUAACCUGCCAUCAUGGAGUCUAAUAAAAAGCAGUUGACACUUAAUCUGUUGAUGGCUGUUGGGACUGCUGUGAUUGGCUCCUUGCAGUUUGGCUACAACACAGGAGUCAUCAAUGCCCCUCAGAAGAUCAUCGAAACCUUCUACAAUGAGACAUGGCAACGUAGAUAUUCAGAGUCCAUCCCGCCAACCACUUUAACUACGCUCUGGUCUGUAUCAGUGGCCAUUUUCUCUGUAGGUGGCAUUUUCGGCUCCUUCUCGGUGGGCCUCUUUGUAAACCGCUUUGGCAGGAGGAACUCAAUGCUCAUAGUUAAUGUUUUGGCCUUCAUAUCUGCUGCUUUAAUGGGCUUUUCCAAGCUGGCUGAAUCCUGGGAAAUGCUUAUUAUUGGACGCUUCAUUGUCGGCCUUUACUCUGGCCUGUCCACAGGCUUUGUACCAAUGUAUGUAGGAGAAAUCGCCCCAACUUCAUUACGUGGGGCGCUUGGUACACUUCAUCAGCUUGGCAUUGUCACAGGCAUCCUCAUGGCACAGAUCUUUGGUAUUAAAGAAAUCAUGGGGACCUCAACAAUGUGGCCCUUCCUACUUGGCUUUACUUUCAUCCCAGCUUUACUCCAGUGUGCCGUGCUGCCCUUCUGCCCCGAGAGCCCACGCUUCCUCCUCAUCAACCAGAAAGAGGAGGCCAAAGCCAAGAGUGUGCUGAAGAAGCUGCGUGGCACUGAUGAUGUGGAAGAAGACAUGCAGGAGAUGAGGGAGGAGAGCAGGCAGAUGAUGAGGGAGAAGAAGGUCACCAUCCCUGAGCUGUUCCGCUCAUCGCUCUACCGCCAGCCCAUCUUCAUUGCCAUCAUGCUGCAGCUCUCCCAGCAGCUCUCCGGUAUCAAUGCUGUUUUUUAUUACUCUACUGCUAUAUUUGAGAAAGCAGGGGUGUCUGAGCCAGUCUAUGCCACCAUUGGUGCUGGAGUUGUGAACACAGCAUUCACAGUGGUGUCGCUGUUCAUAGUGGAGCGAACUGGCCGAAGAUCACUACAUCUUGUUGGGCUGAUGGGAAUGGCUGUGUCUUCUGUUCUCAUGACCAUAGCUAUGGCGCUACUAGAAGAAGUGAAAUGGAUGUCGUACGUCAGCAUUGUAGCCAUCUUCAGUUUUGUGGCAUUUUUCGAGAUCGGACCAGGCCCGAUCCCAUGGUUCAUUGUGGCAGAACUCUUCAGUCAAGGCCCCAGGCCCUCUGCCAUCGCUGUCGCUGGUUUCUCCAACUGGUUUGCCAACUUCUUGGUGGGAAUGUCCUUCCAGUAUAUUGCGGAACUGACUGGCCCGUAUGUUUUCAUCAUCUUCACUGUCCUCCUGCUGAUAUUCUUCGUCUUCACCUACUUCAAAGUUCCUGAGACCAAAGGCCGAACAUUUGACGAGAUCUCAGCAAGCUUUCGCUCAGGGGCAGAGAAGUAUACCCGAGAUGAUCUGAAUACACUGGGAGCAGAUUCACAGCUCUGAGCUCUGCGUCAUGUUUAUAGAGUACUGCUAUAGACUAAGCAAGUGACUGUCCUGUUCACAAUGGCAAACUACCAUAUUACUCCUACUAGGAAUGCAGUAGGUUAUGAAGUGUUUACUUUACAUAUUUUUCCAAUUGCAUUGAAUACCC
Rhinichthys klamathensis goyatoka is the source of this 1689-nucleotide messenger RNA. RefSeq names its product solute carrier family 2 member 1a (gene slc2a1a). Gene Ontology annotation, cellular component: apical plasma membrane; basolateral plasma membrane. Gene Ontology annotation, biological process: response to insulin; monosaccharide transmembrane transport. Bases 75 to 1541 code for a protein of 488 amino acids. Lineage: Eukaryota; Metazoa; Chordata; Actinopteri; Cypriniformes; Leuciscidae. Gene Ontology annotation, molecular function: hexose transmembrane transporter activity. The record is from RefSeq and is a predicted model, not a curated record. The transcript has 10 exons.